Chionomys nivalis (European snow vole) is the source of this 5576-nucleotide messenger RNA. RefSeq names its product ataxin 3 (gene Atxn3). The transcript has 12 exons. Gene Ontology annotation, molecular function: cysteine-type deubiquitinase activity. The record is from RefSeq and is a predicted model, not a curated record. Gene Ontology annotation, cellular component: nucleus. Gene Ontology annotation, biological process: protein deubiquitination. Bases 251 to 1180 code for a protein of 309 amino acids. NCBI's taxonomy places the organism in Eukaryota, Metazoa, Chordata, Mammalia, Rodentia, Cricetidae.
CAGCUCCGCGCCGGGGCCGUUGGCUCCAGACAAAUAAACAUGGAGUCCAUCUUCCACGAGAAAAUGGGGUCUCAAUAUGUAGGUGACUCACGGAGAUACACCUAUCUUGGACUCCUGAGUGCUGGGAUUAAAGCAAGAAGGCUCACUUUGUGCUCAGCAUUGCCUGAAUAAUCUAUUGCAAGGGGAGUAUUUUAGCCCUGUGGAGCUAUCCUCUAUUGCACAUCAGCUUGAUGAAGAAGAAAGGAUAAGAAUGGCAGAAGGAGGAGUUACCAGUGAAGACUACCGCACAUUUUUGCAGCAGCCUUCUGGAAAUAUGGACGACAGCGGCUUUUUCUCUAUCCAGGUUAUAAGCAAUGCCUUGAAAGUUUGGGGUUUAGAACUAAUCCUAUUCAACAGUCCAGAGUACCAGAGGCUCAGAAUUGAUCCUAUAAAUGAAAGAUCCUUUAUAUGCAAUUAUAAAGAACACUGGUUUACAGUUAGAAAAUUAGGAAAACAGUGGUUUAACUUGAAUUCUCUCCUGACGGGUCCAGAAUUAAUAUCAGAUACGUACCUCGCACUAUUCUUGGCUCAGUUACAGCAAGAAGGUUAUUCUAUAUUUGUUGUUAAGGGUGAUCUGCCAGACUGCGAAGCUGACCAACUUUUGCAGAUGAUCAAGGUCCAACAGAUGCAUCGACCAAAACUUAUUGGAGAAGAAUUGGCGCAACUGAAAGAGCAGAGUGUUCUUAAAGCAGAUCUGGAACGAGUCCUAGAGGCGGCUGACGGGGCUGGGGUGUUGGAUGAAGAUGAGGAUGAUUUGCAAAGGGCUCUAGCGAUAAGUCGCCAGGAAAUCGACAUGGAGGAUGAAGAAGCUGAUCUCCGCAGGGCCAUUCAGCUCAGUAUGCAAGGUAGUUCCAGAAAUAUGUCUCAAGAUAGUCCACAGACGUCAAGUACCAAUCUUACUUCAGAAGAGCUGCGGAAGAGGAGAGAAGCCUACUUUGAAAAGCAACAACAGCAUCAACAUCAGCAGGAGACAGACCGACCUAGGCAGCUUUCUUACCCUUGUGAAAGACCGACCACAAGUUCAGGAGGACUUGGAAACAACCAAGCAGGUGAUGAUGCGAGUGAAGAAGACAUGCUUCAGGCAGCUGUGACCAUGUCUUUAGAAACUAAGGAUAAUUUGAAAGCGGAAAGAAAAAAAUAAUACCUUUAAAAUCAUUUUGCUACUCUUGCUUUCUAACAUUGUCUGUGUGAUUACAAUGUAAGGUCCAUUUUGGCAGCGGGUCCCUGGAAGAGAUGCGACCCUUCGGUGGUUUACAAGCAAAUGAUAGAAAGCCAGAAACGUGUCAUAGGACUGAGUACUGAUCAGAUACUAGCCAAAGAGGCAGUCAGCAGCUAAAGAAAUAAGGUAGUUUUCUAAAUGUCCCUUUUUGGUUUUCAAAUGUGCAAUAUCUAACUGAAAUUAGGGAGUUUUUCUUGGCUCUUUGUGGACCAACUAAUUAGCUCUUGCAUUGGACUUGAUCUUGAAUUUUGUUUUAAUUUUCUCUCUGCAUUGGAAGUGGCUUGGCUCACUUGAACUUCUGUUUCAUAUUAGACCAACUUUCUAUGGAAAUGUCUCUUGUCUGUCUUGUUACAGAAAGCUAACCCUGUCAUCUUCUGUGUGUGUGUGUGUGUGUGUAGGGCACGUGGAUGCUUCCUUGGGGUAUUCUGGUUUUGGUUGUUCCCCCACAACUCAACAUGGCAGUCUGUCCUGAGCUUUCUCUCUCUUUUUUUUUUUUCCGAGACAGGGUUUCUCUGUGGUUUUGGAGCCUGUCCUGGAACUAGCUCUUGUAGACCAGGCUGGUCUCGAACUCCCAGAGAUCCACCUGCCUCUGCCUCCCGAGUGCUGGGAUUAAAGGCGUGCGCCAUCACCGCCCGGCUGAGCUUCGUCUUUUUAAGGCCUCUCACUUCAGUUUGUUUUUAUACUCUGAAGUCAACACUGCUCGAGUAUUGAGUCUAGAUGAGCUGGGUUUUGUGUGAGCAUGUGCUUUCUGGAUGCUUUGUGAAGUUUUCAGUUGUGUCCUGGCUGACAUCUGGAGUCCUUCCUGCACCUGCACCAUAUUUCCUUUCUGUUUUGGUUGAGGAAAGGAGAAGCGUAGGGUGCAAGCACAUUUCCUUCUUACUUAGAAGUGACGCCAUGAAUGGACUGCAGGAGAAACUUGGCCUUCAGUGUUGGUGGCAGCUUUGUUUUAGUUUUUUCUUUUGUGACAGGAGCUUUGUGUUCUAUUUACAAUAAGUCCUGGAAUAUAGAUGCCUGCCUCAUUUUUUAAAAAAAGUAUAAUAUAGCCUGCCAGAAUGGUGGUCUAGAAUGUGAAAGUUAUCUACUAAUGAAAAUAUACAAAUGUACUGUGGGUUGACCCUUCCAAUCAUGUUUAAACUGUCAAGAAUUACAGAAGUCACAGUGGUCCUGUCUGUAGAUUUAAAAAGGCCUUAGUUUUGAUAAACAUUCUUUAAUUGAGAUGCACAGAGUCUUUCUGGGUCAGUACAUUGGUAUGAUUUGGGUAAAAAUUAAUUUGGGUAAAAAUGUGUCUCAUGGGUGUUAUGGAUCCUGAUAUCUGCUCUCCCUUCUUCCCUCCUUUGCUCCCUCCCUCCCUUCCUCUCUCUCUAUCCUCUUUGGAGCAUUGACUUGUACAUAAGUAAAAUCCAAGAAGAAAUUUUAGCCAACAGCUUAGGAAGGUGAAGAAAGAUGUGUUGCUCUACUGGUGUGUGUUCUGCACACGUUUUAUCAGGGAAAGUUUUUUGAUAUAGGAUUUAUUGUUGUCUAACUGCAAAAAAAAAAUACAAAUAUUUUUAUUUGUGAUGAUGAAAUAGUUUCCUCUUGGAUAGGACAGAUUGUUUUAUUUGGCUGUGCUGGGGAUUGAACCCAGGGCCUCAUGUGUAUUGGGCAGGCACUUUACCUCUGAGCUAUAGCCCCAGUUCCAAAAACGAGUGGGUUUUUUUCUUAGUCAUUUUGUGCCAAGUAAAGUUUCUUUGGAGUUCAUUUUAUGAAAAAUUAGUCAGUCUUAUUUUAAAAUCUAUCAAGUUCUCUUUUAGUAAUUACAGAGGUUCAGAAGAAUUGUGCAACUUUAGGGUGUUGGAAUGAAAACCUUUCUUACGGUUCACAGUAAGUGUUAAACUGAAGUAUGUACCUACCCCAGUGUGCCAGUCACAUUGUCUGAACAUUGGCCUUUCCUUUUUCUCUGAAAAAUCACAGUGAACUUUCUAUACAGUUAGGUUGAUAAGCAACCUGGUUAAAAAAAAAAAGUGAGAAAGCCAAUAUGCAUUUCACUUUUAACUUUAGAGUUUAUAAAAUACUCAUAUAACAUCCUAGUUAAUUAAAUCACUUAUGAAAUACAUCAUGUUGAUAUUUUAUUGGAGACAUUUUAAAGAGAAACUGAGCAUACACUGAAUUUCUUUUGAAUGUAUUUUUUUUUUUUAGUUUGUUAUGAAUUGUUGUAUUUGGCAAAGCCAAUCCAAAUCACCCUUGAACUGCCAUUUCUUUUGGAUUGACCUAGGCUUACCUGAAUCUUUAGAUUUAAUUAUUAAUGAGUAGCCAGUAUGAAAAAUGCCAAUGCUUAUUAUAACUGCAGUAUACAAAAGUUCAUGAAGCUCUGCACAUACACCAGGAGCUGCUGUUUGCUGGACAUCACUGAAGGACAGUCGGGGGCAAGGGAAUCCACCAUCACAGUUGUGUACGGACUUGACUUGACUUUCUGUUUUUACCAAUUGGGAGUGCCUGAUGUUUCAUUUCUAAACUACUGGUAUCACUUUUUUCUAAUUUUUUCUAAUGUGUAGCUUGUACUACCAGAUCAAAUAUGUACAGUUGUAAUUCUAGUGUCAGUAAGCAACUGUGAGAACACUUUGGGAAGCCAGCCAUGGUAAUACUCACCUUUAACCCCAGCACUCAGGAGGCAGAGGCCUGUAGAGCUCUCUGAGUUCAUGGCCAGCCUGGUCUACAUAGUGAGUUCUAAACUUGUUAGAGCUGCACAGUGAGACCUUUCUUAAAAAAAGGAAAAAAAAAAACAACUUUGGAAAGACCACUUUUCCUUUUGGGAAGUCAUGGACUUACUUAUAUUUAAAAUUCAGAAUAGCUGCCCUGUGGCCUAAACCAUAAAUUACAAAAACAAAACAAGCAAACAAACAAAAGACAGCAAUAUGCAGAUAUUCCACUGAUAUAAAUUGUUUGAUACAGUAGUGUAGGUAAAUUCUGCAUUAACAUUUUAAGAUAAAUUCAUUUACAGUUCACAGAUAGUAUUUUAGUUGGUGCUUUUUUUCCCCCUGCAAACUUGAAUUUUUCUUGAUGAAGCCAAAGUUAAUGAGGAAGAAUGCUCAAAUUGAGUAGUAUGGAUUGUUUUAUUUAAUAUCAAGUUGAUUAAAAUUAAGUUUUAUUCAUAUCAGAGUCUAAACCACAUAUUUUGAAUAUGUGCAUGUUUGAUACUAUUUUUAAAUCAUGCCAGUGCCAACAGUUAAUAAAUUCUUGCAACUGACCCCUAUGACCUGCACAAGUCCAAAGUGGGUAGCGCAGGACCAAACUGUGCUAUCUGAGAUUUUUAAGUUGGGAAAUCCUGAUGUUUUGAAGUACUAAGAGGACUGAGUGGUUAAUAUGGAGUCCUUUAACUCCAGCUGUGGAUUCAGCAGCAGUGGAGCGGCUGCCUACUGGCCCAGGUCUUGCGUUCAGUCCUUACCAAUGCAAAGAACAAAGUUCGACCCGUAAUCUGCAUCUAGAGAGCCUUGAGGGAGUACUUUGAAAGUGGAGUGUUGGCUGUGCUUUAGCCCACCUGUAGAGCUGUGGUGAUGUGACCUUAGUCAAGAAACACCAGAUUGGAUUAACUAAUCAGUAGUGUAGAUAAUUUUUGUUUUUCAGAUUUAAAACAAAAAUUCUCCCUUCAUUCCUAAUUAGUUUAUAAUGAGCUAAAGGAACAAAUUUGGUUUGUAUUUUUUUCCAAAGUGUUAAAUAUAAUAAAAAGUUUUGUUGUAGUCUUUCAUGAAUGAAAUUUGAGGGUAUUUUUUAUUUCUAUAAUGGUCAGUCAUUUUAAUAAUUAAAACAAUGUACUCCCUAAAUUUAUGUAGGUUAUUAUGGAUGUUUAACAAUACCAGUACACAUUUUAAGGUUUCAGUCAUAGACAAAGUUGUAGUGGAAAGUAUGGAAAAUGCAGUUAUUUAAGAAAUACUCAGUGUCUCUUGCAUAGUUUAAAGGUGGUAUGUUUCCUGGAUUUUUUUUAAAUUUCUUUUUUUUAGAGGAUGACAGACAUUUGAAAUGCGAUUAUCUAAUUUUUACAACACUGGACUAAAUAGGAAUAACUUUUUAAAACAAUGACUGUUCUGUAUAAAUAAAAUAUUUGAAACUUAAGUACAAAAGCCGUGAAAGUGCAGUUCGCUCAGGACCCAAGUCUGCAGCCCUUAUCAUGUUCCGGUCUCCUCGAGUUAUGGGCUGCCACUCCACAGGUCUUCCGUCUGUUUGUUCCUUCCAAAGCUGGGCUUCCCAAAGCACUGUUGAACACAGAAGGUUCUGUUGGUGUGGAUGUUAAUGAGUUGUAUUUUAAAUAUAAGAGAUUAUUAAAUAAAGAGAAUGGUUGCUUUUC